This is a messenger RNA of Clarias gariepinus (North African catfish), 5497 nucleotides long. RefSeq names its product RAD54 like 2 (gene rad54l2). The record is from RefSeq and is a predicted model, not a curated record. The coding region runs from base 192 to 4427 and encodes 1411 amino acids. The transcript is spliced from 22 exons. Lineage: Eukaryota; Metazoa; Chordata; Actinopteri; Siluriformes; Clariidae. Gene Ontology annotation, cellular component: nucleus. Gene Ontology annotation, molecular function: ATP-dependent chromatin remodeler activity; ATP binding; ATP hydrolysis activity.
UGUUUCUGUAGCACUUAUGGAAAACAGUAUAAUAAAGGGGGAAAAUAACAGAAUCUGCUGCGAAUAAAAGCAGGUAUUUGAUGAGGCUCCGCCGCCGAAGCGCCCAGUUUCAUCCAGGAAGGUGUGCAAGGCGGUCCGAGUGAGGAUGCUGAAGAUGUGCAGGUAGUGCUCUUGACGAUCCAGGGGACGCCAUGUCAGAAGAGGCGAUCUCGGAGAGCGACCUGGAGCCCAGCCUGAACAGUGAAGAGGAGGAGGACGAGGAUAUGGAAGAGGAAGGUGACGGGGAGAACGGCGCUGACGACGACGACAGAGACGGAGACGAUGAAGAAGAAGAAGACGAUGACGACGAUGCAGACCGGUCCAUGGAGACGGAGGAGAGGAUGGGCAUCCCCAGCCCCGCCCGUUCUUCAUGUUCGGGGAGCUCCGCCCCUUCCUCCAGAGCUCCAUCGCGGUCCUCGUCGAAGUCCGCGUCGCGCCCUUCGAGUCCGAACGGGUCACGGGGCGCCUCCUCGGCCGCCGGCUCCGCCUCCAAGAGGAAGUCAAAGAAGAAGAGCUCCAAGCCGGCUAAACCCGCACACAUGAGGAGGAACAUCAGGAAGUUACUGGAGGAGCAUCAACUGGAGCCAGGAACUAAAGCGGCACAGCAGGAGGAGCUGGAGAGGAGAAAACGUCUGGAGCAGCAGAGGAAGGACUAUCCUUUACCGGCUGUGGACUUGUCCUCCUUGGCAGCUGUUGCUAAGGGCGAGGUGAUUUGCCUGGACAGCAGCGGAGAUGAGGGGGAGUCCAGAGGAUCUGCACCUCCUCCCAAACCAGCACCCAGAGAGGAUGUGAUCGAGCUGAGCUCAGGUGAUGAGGAGAUGUUCCACAUCAGUGAGGAGGAGGAGGACGAGCGCUCCACGUCGCCCGGGACGGAGGAGAGCAGCGGCUCGCACAUUAACGACGCCCUGAACCAGCCGGACGCUCAGGGCAGAGUGUUGGUCAACAUCAACCACCCGGCCGAGGAGGACGAUCUGUUCCUCGCCCCGCAGCUCGCCCGGGCUGUCAAACCUCACCAGAUCGGCGGGAUCCGGUUCCUGUACGAUAACCUGGUGGAGUCUCUGGAGCGCUACAAGACCAGCAGCGGGUUCGGCUGCAUCCUGGCACACAGUAUGGGCCUGGGCAAAACCCUGCAGGUCAUCUCCUUCAUCGACAUCCUGCUCCGACACACAGGAGCCAGGACCGUCCUCGCCAUCGUGCCUGUGAACACUCUGCAGAACUGGCUAGCAGAGUUCAACCUGUGGCUGCCCUCAGUGGAGUCCCUUCCACCAGACACAGAUCCGGCCCAGGUUUCCCCCCGGACCUUCAAAGUGCACCUCCUGAACGACGAGCACAAGACGACGGUGAGCCGGGCGAAGGUGGUAGAGGAGUGGACGCGCGGCGGCGGCGUGCUGCUGAUGGGGUACGAAAUGUACCGGCUGCUCUCUCUGAAGAAGAGCUUCGUCGCCGGCCGCAAGAGGAAGUCGAAAAAACCCGCCGGGCCGAUUAUCAUCGAUCUGGACGAGGAGGACCGGCAGCAGGAGCUCAUGAAAGACAUCGAGAAGGCGCUGUCGCGGCCCGGCCCGGAUGUGGUGAUCUGCGACGAGGGUCACCGCAUCAAGAACUGCCACGCCAGUACGUCACAGGCGCUGAAGAACAUCCGGUCGCGGCGGCGCGUGGUGCUGACCGGCUACCCGCUGCAGAACAACCUGCUGGAGUACUGGUGCAUGGUGGACUUCGUGCGGCCCGACUUCCUGGGGACGCGGCAGGAGUUCAGCAACAUGUUCGAGCGGCCGAUCCUGAACGGACAGUGUAUCGACAGCACGCCGCAUGACGUCCGCCUCAUGAGAUACCGCAGCCACGUCCUGCACAGCCUCCUCGAGGGCUUCGUCCAGAGGCGGGGUCACGAUGUUCUGCGCAUGCAGCUUCCCAUUAAGGACGAGCAUGUGAUCCUGGUGCGUCUCUCCCCCCUCCAGAGGGCGCUCUAUAAAGAGUUCAUGAAUCGUUUCCGCGAGGCGGGGAACAGCGGCUGGCUCGGUCUCAAUCCGCUUAAAGCCUUCUGUGUGUGCUGCAAGAUCUGGAACCAUCCUGACGUUCUGUAUGAGACGCUACAGAAGGAGAACCUGGUCAACGAGCAGGACCUGGACCUCGAUGACCUGAACGCCCCGGCAACAGCCCGCUGCCCCGCCCCGGGGUUAAAGGGCAAGACCUCAGACGGCGCAGGCGCUAAGGGGACGCUUGCACCUCUGCAGGAACGAGCCAAUCAGGUCAUCACCUACGAAUGGGCGAAGGAGAUCAUGAGCGGGUACCAGACAGGCGUGCUGGAGAACUCUGCUAAGAUGGUUCUGCUCUUCCAUCUGAUUGACGAGAGCGUCAGCCGAGGAGACAAAAUCCUCGUCUUCAGUCAGAGUUUGUCCACGCUGUCGGUGAUCGAGUCCUUCCUGACUGUGAGGUCGAUGCCCAUCAAAAUGGACAACCAGAGGCAGAACUGGCUCCGUGGUGUCAACUAUUACAGGUUGGACGGCAGCACGUCCGCCUCAGAGAGAGAGAGACUCAUCAACCAGUUCAACGACCCGGCGAACACCGCGGCCUGGGUUUUCCUCCUGUCCACCAGGGCGGGGUGUUUGGGUGUGAACCUGAUCGGGGCAAACCGGGUCGUGGUUCUGGACGCUUCGUGGAACCCGUGCCACGAUGCGCAGGCCGUGUGUAGAGUGUACCGCUACGGCCAGCACAAACCAUGCUACAUCUACAGGCUGGUGUGUGACUUUACCCUGGAGAAGAAGAUCUACGACCGGCAGGUGUCCAAGCAGGGCAUGUCUGACCGCGUGGUGGACGAUCUGAACCCGGUCCUGACCUUCACGCGUAAAGAGGUGGAGUCUCUGCUGCACUACGUCGAGGAGGAGCCUGAUCCCAGCCAGCUGUCGCUGCUGCCUCACAAGGGCGCCGAGGCGGUCAUCGAAAACGCUUGUCUGCGCUACCCUAACCUCAUCACCAAGCCACCGUUCCAGCACGAGUCUCUGCUGAUGGACCGCAAGGACCUGAAACUCACCAAGGCAGAGAAGAAGGCGGCUAAGAAGAGCUACGAGGACGAGAAGAGGGCGUCGGUUCCCUAUCAGCGCCCGUCCUACGCCCACUACUACCCUGCCAACGAGCAGAGCCUCUCCAACAUCAGGAACUGGUCAGCACUUCAGACACACACGAGGCCGGUGCCGCGGAUGGACGAGAAGCCGAUCGCCAGCGUGCGGCCCGUGCAGUCCACGCCCAUUCCCAUGAUGCCUCGCCAGGCCGCCAUCGGGGGCCACGCCUCCAGCCACGCCUUCCCUGUGAACUACCUGCAGAAGGCCGGCGUCCUCGUCCAGCGCAUCAUCACUACCACUGAUAUCGUGAUUCCUGGCACGAACAGCUCGACGGACGUGCAGGCGAGGAUCAGCGCCGGAGAGAGCAUCCAUGUCAUCAAGGGAUCCAAAGGUACGUACAUCAGGACUAACGAUGGGCGGAUCUUUGCGAUCCGCUCCGGAAAGCCCCGAGCCAAUGAUGGAGCUGCUUCUGCAUCACAAGACGUGGGCGGGUCUCUCCUGCGCUCAGUCAGUAACGGCCGCGCGUCUCCUCCCGAGCUGAAGCGUUUCUCUCCGGACGCCGUGCGCCGCCCGUCUCCCUCCUCCAGUCCCAACCUGCUACACCAGCUCCAUCAUUACACUCCCGCCGCCGCGGGCAACGACCUCACGCUCUCCGACCUCCCGGACCGCCCCGCCCAGCACGGCCACGCCUCCGAGCCCCAGCGGCGUGACGACGUCAUCGGCUCCGGCGGCUCCGCCCUCGACACGCAAAGCCUGAAGAGGAAACUGCUUUCAGACUCGCGGGGCUCCAAACGGACCACCGGCACCACGGCCUCCGCUGCUGCUAAUUACCCAGGAUUCCCCGUGAGCGCUGGCUUCCCCAUGGGGUCGAUGGGAUUUUCCCCAGCCCUGCUAGGGGCUCUGGGUCACAUGACGGCACCUAUGGUGGGCGGGACCAACCGAGGUCACUUUCUGAACGAUUUACAAAACGUGUUCCCCGCCGGCGCUUCAUCGACCAGCCUCGCUGCUUCCUCCUCUUCCUCCUCAGCGCCUUCAUCCUCCUCCUCCUCUUCGUCGUCCGCGUCCUCCAUUCCACCGUUCCUCUUUAACCCCAGUAUGGCGAGCAUGCUGUCCGGGUUUUCGAUGCCCUACGCUCAGCCUCUGCUUCCAGACUCGUCCAGAAUGUUCUCCAAUUCCUUGUCAUCGUCCGGCUCCGCCCCUGCCGCACCCUCUUCCUUCCUGUCACCAUCCAGCCUGCUGGGGGCGGCCCUGAGUCGACCCGACACGCACCACCCGCUCGCCGAGAACGGCGGGAGUAGCUCUGACGAUGAUGUCAUCGAGGUGAUCGGGCAGUGAGUGAGCGAGCGAUUGGGUGAAAAUCUCAUCUCGUCUUAUCUCAUUGGUCCAGGGGUGAAAGUGGGUGGAGCUAAACGUUGAUAUGACACUAAAGUCAGCGGACUGACGUUUUUACGAACACAAGGGGACCAUAACACUGCUCUUCCGCAAAAAGAAGAAGAAAAAUACAAAAAAUAAAUAAAAAUGUAGGUCGGCUAGUUGUGUCUCUGAAACGUGUUUGGACGACUAGCGCGACUCUUUCCAGGCAGCAACCGUUACAAAAACAACAGACUUCUUUUAGAGACUUUUUUCGCUGUUUGAUAGAAAUCGUAGCAUCAUUUAGACAAAGGGAGAAAAUUGUGAGCUGUUUAUUUUUUAUUUAUGAACUCGCUAGCAUUUCUUUUUUUUCUUUUUUUUUGUCGUACUCUGCGGUUUUAAAAAAAAAUCACGAACGAGACAGAACAAGCCAUUUUUUUUACGUUUCAGUUUUUGGCCUUUUUAUUAGGAAAACCAGUAGACAGGUGCUGAUUUAUGUUGUUUCGAUUCACCGCAACGUUUAAAACGCACAAUAUUGUUGUAGGAAUUAAAGCUCAAGGCAGCGUUUUGUUUUGUUUUUUACGAGCCAGUCCCAGACUUAUGAUUGAUUGCUCUGACUUGAGGUCCUGUUUUGUUGUGUUGUGAUAUAACGGUUAAGCGUUUAUGCGGUUGCAGUGAUUAUCGGCGCGCGCCUGACGGAAGCUUAAAGAAUGUAACUUCAUGUUCGCCUUCAGAGCCUCGUAGCGGAGGGGCGGGCGGGAGUUGGGGUCGAGCAUUCAGCGGGACUCCCGUAGUAGGUCGUUUGUCCUCCCCGUGACGCGGCUCGGACGUCCGUGUCGACUGUUACCUCGUACCCCGCUUGGACGUAUGUGCGCACUUUUUUUUUUUUUUGUUUUGUUUUUUGUCUUUAAUGUGACCAAAGUGUGAAAAUGUUCCCAAAAUCAUUAACAAUAUCAUCAACCAAUCACUGUCCGUUCUCACAGGAAUGUGUUUUUCAGACUCCGCCCAUCACGACUGUCCCCACCUCCUGAUCCCUUGGUUUUUACCUCUUUUUU